AAAUCCUUGCACUUCAACUUACUUACUUCGAAAAUGUUGGUGGAUGCUUUCUGGGCGACUUUCUUGGUUGCCUUUACAAUUUUCCUUGUUUGUCGAGGGAUAUGGAUAAAGACACCGACGCUCCUCAUGUUUGCGGCUGCGUAUGGCAAGCAUCUUCCGGACCGGAUAAUCGACGUGAUACCCAUCUUUUUCGUUCCGAAAAGCUGGUUCAAAGUGUUCUACAUAAUUGGCAGCCUGUGGUCAGCCGCGCUGUUCUAUUCAUGUUUGAGCGUUUGCCUUGGCAGUGAUGAGACAUCCAAUUCGAAGAUCCUGGCGCUGGGCAAGUGGCUCAUCCGCUUUCCCGAGUUCACGCAUGAUGCCGAGCCAGCAACCGCAACGAUGACUUCUGUCAGCUCGUCGGACGCCCUGGUGUGUGUGGGUCUGAUGUUCCUGCAGACGAGCCGGCGUCUGUACGAGGAGCUGUUUGUAAUGCACCCUUCUCCACGCGCCAAAAUGCAGACCUAUGUGUUUGUGUACGGCGCAGUAUUUUACGUGUUUGCUCAACUGGUAAUGAUUGAAGGCUCACCGUACGCUCUAGAUGCUCCUGUAUCAUGUCCCAGUGUACCGACUCUGAGUCUGGUCCGCUACGUGAUAGCCACAGUACUGUUCGCCUGGGCCUCCUAUCAUCAGCACAUGUGCCACCGGAUACUCGGAUCGCUACGCAAGCCAGGGGACACCAAGUACUACGUUCCGCACGGCGAUUGGUUCGACUACUCCUCCUCGGCACAUUACACGGCCGAGCUGGUGAUUUACCUGGCGUUCGGAAUGCUUGUCGGCGCGCAUCCUAGCUGGUGGUUAGUGUUCGGUGUCGCGUUUACCAGUCUGACGUACGUGUCCUUGAACACGCAUCAGUACUACAAGGAUAAGUUUGACAACUAUCCAGCUUCGCGCGCCGCGAUCUUCCCAUUCGUGCUGUGAGCCCAUAGAGCUGACUCACUUUUUUUUUACCUCACAGCGUCUUGUGAAUGCCAAUAGAGACGUAGAUGUGUAGAAUUCCGAUUUUAUUUUGUUAUCUCCUAGCUCCCAAGCAUGCACAAUAUAGCUGGUCUAUAAUACGGUGCACAACACGAUUGUUUAUUGCCGGCACAGCAAUCACUUUACUUCUUAGAAACUGAAUAACCUCGCCCGAAACUGCCCUGGUGGUAAUCUUGCAAUCCUUCCGUUCAAGAAUCACAUGUCUGUGCACGCUCAGUGUCUGCUCUGUAGCACUGCCCGGCAAGGCAGGACAUCAUCCCUCACUUCACCAAGCUCAUGAUUCCGAUUUUGUGUAAUAUUCACAGUCGAUGGUUACUUUCCCGUAGCUCCUUAGAGACGGUAUGUUUUGUUGCAUGCUGCACUAAUAGUCUUGCAGUACAUGUAGCAUGUUAUGCACACGCCUUUGCUAGCUGAGCCAGUGCUUUUGGAAGCUGCUGAUACCUAGGUGUUGCGUGCACAGACAGACUGUGUGCCAAGAAAACAGAAAUGAAUCGCCAACAUUCAGACUCUU
Messenger RNA from Sycon ciliatum, 1525 nucleotides. RefSeq lists its product as uncharacterized. The transcript is spliced from 4 exons. Gene Ontology annotation, cellular component: endoplasmic reticulum. NCBI's taxonomy places the organism in Eukaryota, Metazoa, Porifera, Calcarea, Leucosolenida, Sycettidae. Bases 34 to 957 code for a protein of 307 amino acids. The record is from RefSeq and is a predicted model, not a curated record. Gene Ontology annotation, biological process: dolichol-linked oligosaccharide biosynthetic process; polyprenol catabolic process. Gene Ontology annotation, molecular function: 3-oxo-5-alpha-steroid 4-dehydrogenase activity.